This is a messenger RNA of Chinchilla lanigera (long-tailed chinchilla), 2607 nucleotides long. It is a transcript of the gene Nmd3, whose product is annotated as NMD3 ribosome export adaptor. NCBI's taxonomy places the organism in Eukaryota, Metazoa, Chordata, Mammalia, Rodentia, Chinchillidae. Gene Ontology annotation, biological process: ribosomal large subunit export from nucleus. Gene Ontology annotation, molecular function: ribosomal large subunit binding. Gene Ontology annotation, cellular component: nucleus; cytoplasm. The record is from RefSeq and is a predicted model, not a curated record. The transcript is spliced from 15 exons. The coding region runs from base 128 to 1639 and encodes 503 amino acids.
GGAGCCGGCUCCCCGCCUCCCGGUGCGCCCGCGGCUCGGGCGCUCUGCGCGGAGCGGCGCGGACGCUUCGUUGUGCAGAGACCCGACGAAUGAAUUGAAGCGCCUUUCUGUUCAGGGUUGGAGAAGGAUGGAGUACCUGAGGGACUGCGCCAGCCGCACCCCCGGACACGUCUUGUGCUGUGAGUGUGGUGUCCCGAUUAGUCCAAAUCCUGCCAAUAUUUGUGUGGCUUGUUUGCGAAGUAAAGUAGACAUCAGCCAAGGUAUUCCAAAACAAGUGUCGAUUUCUUUCUGCAAGCAGUGUCAAAGAUAUUUUCAGCCACCAGGAGCUUGGGUACAAUGUGCUUUAGAAUCCAGGGAACUUCUUGCUUUGUGUUUGAAAAAAAUCAAAGCCCCUCUGAGUAAGGUACGACUUGUAGAUGCAGGCUUUGUUUGGACUGAGCCCCAUUCUAAGAGACUGAAAGUUAAGUUGACUAUUCAGAAAGAGGUGAUGAAUGGCGCUAUCCUUCAGCAGGUGUUUGUGGUAGAUUAUGUUGUUCAGUCCCAAAUGUGUGGAGAUUGCCACAGAGUAGAAGCUAAGGAUUUCUGGAAGGCUGUGGUUCAGGUCAGGCAAAAGACUUUGCACAAAAAAACAUUCUACUAUCUGGAGCAGUUGAUUCUGAAAUAUGGAGUGCAUCAGAAUACACUUCGUAUCAAAGAGAUUCAUGAUGGUCUGGAUUUCUAUUAUUCUUCAAAACAACAUGCUCAGAAGAUGGUAGAAUUUCUUCAGUGUACAGUUCCUUGUAGAUGUAAAACAUCACAGAGACUGAUCUCUCAGGAUAUCCACAGCAACACAUACAACUACAAAAGCACUUUUUCUGUGGAAAUUGUUCCAAUAUGCAAGGAUAAUGUUGUUUGUCUGUCUCCAAAACUUGCACAAAGCCUGGGAAAUAUGAACCAGAUUUGUGUGUGUAUUCGAGUAACCAGUGCCAUCCAUCUCAUUGAUCCAAACACCUUGCAAGUUGCUGAUGUUGAUGGGAGCACAUUCUGGAGUCAUCCUUUCAAUAGUUUAUGCCGUCCCAAACAGCUGGAAGAGUUUAUUGUGAUGGAGUGCAGCAUAGUCCGAGACCUCAAACGCAGUGCCGGUGCUGGAGUCAUAUCAAAAAAGCAUACCCUUGGGGAAGUCUGGGUACAGAAGACAUCUGAAAUGAAUACAGAUAAACAGUAUUUUUGUCGCACUCACUUGGGACAUCUUCUAAAUCCUGGAGACCUGGUGUUGGGGUUUGAUUUGGCUAAUUGUAACUUGAAUGAUGAACAUGUCAACAAAAUGAACUCAGAUAAAGUUCCAGAUGUGGUAUUAAUCAAGAAGAGCUAUGACCGGACCAAACGUCAGCGUCGUAGAAACUGGAAACUGAAGGAGCUUGCGAGAGAUAGAGAAAAUACGGACACAGAUGAUGAAAGGCAAUACCAAGAUUUUCUUGAAGAUCUUGAAGAAGACGAGGCACUUAGAAAAAAUGUCAACAUUUAUAGAGAUUCAGCAGUCCCUGUAGAAAGUGACACAGAUGAUGAAGGAGCGCCUCGAAUCAGUCUGGCUGAGAUGCUUGAGGACCUUCAUCUUUCUCAGGAUGCCACUGGCGAAGAGGGCGCAGCUAUGAUGACGUAAUGAAAUCAUGUAGACUCUGCCCACCUGUGGGUGCAGGAAGUUGGACACAGUAACUUGCUGUAUAUUCCAUCUAUGCCUUCAUAUUUCAAGAGGAGAAAUUUAUUUUAAAACUAAAUAAAAAGGACUAUUUUGAUUCCUCAAAGGGCUAAAGGGUUUGAUAGUUUUGGAAUUUAAGAGAAUAAAAGAUUAGGGAGAAUUUAAUUUUGCCAAAGUUUAGGCUAUUUCAUGUGUGUGGUUUUAUCACUUUGCUUUUAUUUAAGGCCCUGUAGUAUUUUCUUCACAUACCUAAUGCUACUGCUGGACUUAAAAGCUCAAAAGUUGAGAUUCAUUAUAUGUUAACUAAAUAUUCAAACAAAAUAGUCUUUACAUUCUUUUUAUGUUGAUUGCUUUAUAGAGAGAGCCAGUAACCUGGUGGAUCAUCUGUAAUGUGCACUUCGAUUCAUUUUAGAUCAUUUCUAUUUCCUCUGAGUAGGGAAAUUGUUGUUCAGUUUAUCACUGAACAUUGAGGAAGGAAGUCUUAUUUCUCCAUAAAGUUAACAUUUUCAAAAGCUUUCCCCUCUCUGUGUCUCUCUACCCCACCUUCUUCUCUCCCUCCCUUCUCCCUCCCCUCUCAUAGACUAGUUAUUUCAGGUAACAGUGUAAUUUUUCAUUAUCUUUGCCUGGACCAGCAAUUUAGCCAGUAACCUGGUUUACAACUUGAGGAUUCUAGCAUGUAGAUGAUAAAAUAAUAAAAAUUAAGUACAUUUUUAUUUUUAAUAAAGCGUGUUUCCCAUGAAUCAGAUUUGAAUGAAGAAUACCUUCUAUAUUCUGAAAGAAGACCUUUGCUUGGAUUUUAAAGUGCUCUGAGAAUCAAGUAUUAUCCUGUUUCUGUAAGCAAGAUUAGAUUUACUGAAUAUACCAAACCAAUGCUACUUCACUCAUUCUUUGUGUAUCAAUAAAUGAGGCCAUUGAGCCAACACUGAAUGGAA